This is a messenger RNA of Colletotrichum costaricense, 552 nucleotides long. Its product is annotated as eukaryotic ribosomal protein L18. The transcript has 4 exons. Gene Ontology annotation, biological process: translation. Gene Ontology annotation, molecular function: RNA binding; structural constituent of ribosome. Lineage: Eukaryota; Fungi; Ascomycota; Sordariomycetes; Glomerellales; Glomerellaceae. Gene Ontology annotation, cellular component: ribosome; cytosolic large ribosomal subunit. Bases 1 to 552 code for a protein of 183 amino acids. The record is from RefSeq and is a predicted model, not a curated record.
AUGGGUAUCGAUCUCGACCGCCACCACGUGCGCAGCACGCACCGCAAGGCUCCCAAGAGCGACAAUGUGUACCUCAAGCUUCUCGUGAAGCUGUACCGCUUCCUGACCCGUCGCACCGACUCCAACUUCAACAAGGUCAUCCUGCGCCGUCUCUUCAUGUCGCGCAUCAACCGCCCUCCCGUCUCCAUCUCCCGCAUUGUCGGCAACCUGGACAAGGAGGACAAGCGCACCGUCGUCAUCGUCGGAACCGUCACUGACGACAACCGUCUCCUGACCGUCCCCAAGCUGACCGUCGCUGCCCUGCGCUUCACCGCCACCGCCCGCGCUCGCAUCACCGCUGCCGGCGGCGAGGCCAUCACCCUCGACCAGCUCGCCCUCCGCGCCCCCACCGGUGGCAACACCCUCCUCCUUCGCGGACCCAAAAACUCCCGUGAGGCCGUCAAGCACUUCGGCAUGGGUCCCCACAAGCACAAGAAGCCCUACGUCGAGUCCAAGGGCCGCAAGUUCGAGAAGGCCCGUGGUCGCAGAAGGUCCCGCGGUUUCAAGGUUUAA